CUUAAGUGCAUGUGGUUGCAGGAGAAUAGUUUAUUCAAGUGAGCAUUAGUCAGUCAUGAAAAUAUUCAGUGGAUGGCGUCGUUUUGUUUUUUGUCUUCCUUUAGUUUUCCUCCUCACUCAUCUGUUGUCUGUUACGGAGUUGCACAAGAACCCAGAAAUGGAGGAAACCCACAAGCAACUAAACAAGAAAUUUGAUCAUCUUGUUUUUGGUCCUGCUGCUGGCCAAGGCUUGUCAAAUCGAUUGCAAUGCGAAGGGACAAAAGCUCUUAACAGGACCCAUUCUUCUAACAGCAGAUCAGGGGUAGAUGGAAGUAUAACAUUUGUCACUGUCUUUACCAUUUAUAAUUCCUCUCUCAAUAAUGUUGAUGAUAAAUCAUCGAACACAAUUGUUGGUAAUGCUUCAUAUAAUAAGGUGGGCAGGUCUAUGGCUGUGUUGAAUGUCUUCAUUAACUUCAUUCAGGUGGCGAUGCCCCAGAGCAAAGUGAUUAUUCUCACAGAUCCAAUUUCUGACCUCUCAGUGCAUAGAAAUGGGGUCUCUGUUUAUCCUAUACAAGGUGAAUAUUCACGAGACAAGUUGAUGCUCCAAAGGAUCAGGUCUUACAUUACCUUUUUAGAAACAAGGCUUCAGAUGCUUUCUCAGAAGCCAAGGAUUAUCACCCAUUACAUCUUCACUGAUUCUGAUAUGGCAGUGGUUGAUGAUUUGGGGAAGAUUUUUCAUGAACAACCUGAUUUUCAUCUGGCUCUGACCUUCAGGAACAACAAGGCCCAACCUUUGAAUUCAGGAUUCAUUGCUGUAAGGGGUACCCCUGAUGCAAUUUUAAGGGCAAAGCUGUUCCUACAAGAGGUUUUAAAAAUUUAUACCUCGAAAUACAUGAGUGCUUCCCGCAUGCUGGGUGAUCAGUUAGCUCUUGCUUGGGUUGUGAAGUCAAAACCUAACUUUGACACAAGCAGGUUUGCCAAAGCACUUGCUUUCUCUGAAGACAUUGGUGGUACUUCAGUAUUGUUCUUACCCUGUGCCCUGUACAACUGGACUCCCCCUGAGGGUGCUGGUCAAUUUCAUGGCAUGCCAUUGGAUGUUAAGGUAGUUCAUUUCAAAGGAUCAAGGAAACGUCUAAUGCUCGAGGCUUGGAAUUUUUAUUCUUCUUCUCCUGACAUUGAAGACAUGUUAUGCCUCAUUUUGGGAAGUGGAAGAACAAAAUAUGAUUUUUGAGAUUGAUUGUUCACUCCUUAAAGUUUCACACAUCAUAUAUUGCAGCAUCUUGUGACACCAACGGCUCCCGAUUUCAUCCAGAAAAAUUCAGCUAUUGCAUGUGGCAUUUCCCAUUUUAAUCGGUGAUAGGGUACUGAAUUGAUAGCUGCAAACCAGAUGGUAACAACUGGACCCUUAAAUGGGUUUGAUUUGUUCUUCUACUUUGGAGAGAUAUUUUCAGAAGGCACAGUUUUCCUGCUCCAGCAUAUCAAAGAGCAUGUGGACUGAGAUUUUUCGGUUUGAAGUGAUACAGACAUAUAUGCAUUCUCAUGCUAUUGGAAAAGAUAUUUAAAGAGUUUGAAUUGCUUCCAAAUGGCCCACCUGGUUGAAUUUGAUCACAGAAUAUCUAGAGUAGGCCAGUUAGCAUCAUUUAACCGCCCUGUGCAGUGAACUACACUCUGAAAAUUGGUAUUCUGCAGUUUAUACUAAACAAUAUUGUUAUAAUCAGUUUUUUUUAGAUCAUUAAUUUCUGCUAAGCACUGCUGAUUAAAUGAGAAACGUUUGAAUGCAGACCAAAUAGCACUUAUUGAAGCUUAAUGUAAUGCUCUUUUUAGUAGGUAAUUUCUAACAAGUGCUCUUUAGUCUGUAUGCAAAUGGGAUAUGUGUAUAUAAGAUCUUAUACAAUGUGAACGUCUUCACUUUAGAAAAUAUAUAGUGGAAAACUAAAUUUUGCGUUAAAA
Molecule: messenger RNA, 1929 nt
Organism: Lotus japonicus
Lineage: Eukaryota; Viridiplantae; Streptophyta; Magnoliopsida; Fabales; Fabaceae
Exons: 7
Coding region: 56-1210 (384 amino acids)
Source: RefSeq, a predicted model, not a curated record